Messenger RNA from Auxenochlorella protothecoides, 972 nucleotides. RefSeq lists its product as hypothetical. The transcript is spliced from 7 exons. Gene Ontology annotation, molecular function: double-stranded telomeric DNA binding. The record is from RefSeq and is a predicted model, not a curated record. The coding region runs from base 1 to 972 and encodes 323 amino acids. NCBI's taxonomy places the organism in Eukaryota, Viridiplantae, Chlorophyta, Trebouxiophyceae, Chlorellales, Chlorellaceae.
AUGAGUCAGCGGGCGUAUAAUGUGUGGACUGCCAAGGAGGUGGAGGCGCUAAAACGGGGAGUGGAAGCGCAUGGAGUGGGUUUUUGGGAGCAAAUUCGCAGCGAUCCGCAGUUCGAGGUCCUGAGGGGCCGGACGGGUGUGCAGCUGAAGGACAAGUGGCGCAACAUAGUGAAGUUCCAGCGGGCGGCCGCGCUCAGGAAUGAGGCGGCGAGCCCCGCCUCUGCCAGGUGGUCUCGGCGGGGGCCCCGCGCUGUGCGCACUCCCAGCCCGCCCCCCUCCACCGCAGCGAGCCCCCUCCCCAUCUUCAAGGAGGAGCCGGGGGUCGCCGAGCGGAUGUACGUCGCCGCGCUGGCGGCUGCCUGCACCACCUCCGCGCUGGCCAGCAGGGACCCGUGCCCCGCCAACAUCGCCGCCUGUGCGGCGGCCUCGGCCGACCUGCACCUGGCGCGGGUGCGGCUGCUCGGCGCUGGCGCCCCGUGCCCCAGCCACGCCGCCGGCCAGCGCCGCUCCGGCAGCGCGCCGUCCGUCCAGGGCUUCGAUCGGGGGCUUGCGGGCCCGGCGGGCGCGCACGGCCCGGCCAGCCUCUCCCCCGGCGAGGCGGAGGGCGUCAACCCCUCCGGCCAGUUGGACCAAGUCCUGUCGGCAGCUCGCCAGCUCAGCAUGGACCGCAUGGGCAGCAUGAACGACUCCCUGGUCCUGGACAUUGCGGCCUUCAUGGAGCUGGCCUCGGUGCUGCCGCCGGAGCUGGCGCUGCCCCCAGCCGCGCUGCUGGAGAUGUACCACGCGCUGGGCGGCGAGCAGCGACCGCGCGGGCCCCGCCGCCGGCUCGGCGGCGUCGAGCUGUUUGACCCCGGCGCGCCCACUGCCCCGGACUGGGCCUCCCUGCUGCCGGGGGUACUGGAGGGGCGGCAGCAGCCGCUCGCGCAGGAGACCGUGGCGGCCGUGGUCGCGGCCAUGAGCGCGUGGAACUGA